This is a messenger RNA of Cylindrotheca closterium, 954 nucleotides long. The record is from the annotation of a GenBank genome assembly. NCBI's taxonomy places the organism in Eukaryota, Bacillariophyta, Bacillariophyceae, Bacillariales, Bacillariaceae.
AUGGCAGGAUCAGUACUUGGAUCGGGAGCCAUGAUGAUGGUGGUCGAUCUCUUGUGUGCCAUUGCCAUGUGCCUCUGUUUGAACUUUUGUUAUUUGCGGUACAUGAAGAAGCGUCAUCGAGAGUCGGAAAUGGACUUGGAAGCGCAAAUAGCAUUAGAAGUGGAGAGUGCCCGAGUCUUGGAGCACCGGCUUGCAGCAAUACGAGCACAGGGAAGAGCACAGGGAGGAGCACUGGGCAACAAUAAUCCCAAACAUCAUCGUGAUUAUGACGAAGAUACCAUGUUGCACUUUUUUCAUUUUGAGACCAUUGACAAUAAGAACAAACAUUAUGGCAAGUCUAAAACAGUUCCUCGUGUCACGACGGCGACGGCCACGAAAUAUCAAAUGUCAUCUUCUUCUCCUUCUGAGGAAUCCAACAAACAUGAAGAUUCCGCCCUCGGCCACCACGGGGCCACUGGUAGCAGUGAUGCAAGCAGCAAGACUACUGAUGCCAUUCAUAAAAACGUGGAUGAAGAAAAAGUUGGCACGACUUCUAGUGUCAGUAUACCUCAGAAUGAUCAGAAUCAGAAUACAUCUUCAAGUUCCCGUUCCUGCAUCCCCGCUGGCUUACCACAAGAACCACCACCACCAUCGGCUUCUUCAAUCAUCCGACCAUUGGAUAUGAUUCGACAACGAUUUUUUGGUAGUGGCCAAAACAAAGAUGACACUCGAAGUAAAGGUCAUUCUCAGCACAAUACGGAAGAAGGAGUCCUGGAAGAAGCGAACGACGACGACAACGAGGACGAGGACUGCUGCUGCAUUUGUUUGGAAGGAUACGAACACGGCGAGGUCAUUUGCACAUCCAAAACGGGGUUUUGCAAUCAUGUGUUUCAUAAAGAAUGCCUAUUUGAAUGGGUCAAGAAGAACCAUGACUGCUGCCCACUUUGCCGAACCGUUUUGGUGAAGGAGUGUUGA